Messenger RNA from Parnassius apollo (apollo), 855 nucleotides. Lineage: Eukaryota; Metazoa; Arthropoda; Insecta; Lepidoptera; Papilionidae. The record is from the annotation of a GenBank genome assembly.
AUGAAAAUGAAAAUCGCCAAUAAUGUAGCACCCUGCCGCAAAGAGCAGCGGCCGCUGUCAUUCGACGCGACGGCCAUCAUGAAAGAGAAGAGUAAAAACGCGGCGCGCUCCAGACGUGAAAAAGAGAACUCGGAAUUCCUCGAGCUGGCGAAACUCCUUCCACUACCGUCUGCUAUCACAUCACAACUGGACAAAGCGUCCGUGAUACGAUUAACAACCAGCUACCUGAAGAUGAGGCAGGUGUUUCCUGAUGGCCUCGGAGACGCUUGGGGAGCAGCACCACCACCCCCACAACCGCGCGAGCUCUCCAUCAGGGAGCUGGGCUCGCAUCUUCUUCAAACUUUGGACGGAUUUAUCUUCGUCGUGGCACCGGAUGGGAAGAUCAUGUACAUCAGUGAGACCGCAUCGGUGCAUCUUGGACUCAGUCAGGUAGAGUUGACCGGCAACUCAAUAUACGAGUACAUUCACCAAGCAGACCACGAGGAGAUGAGCGCAGUUCUCAGCUUGCAACAUCCGCACUCUUAUUUAGGACACCAAUAUCCAAGCUUGGGAUACCCAGUCGGCGGCACGUGGGGCCCCACAGUGGACGUGGAAUGCGAGCGCGCCUUCUUCAUAAGGAUGAAGUGCGUUCUCGCAAAGAGGAACGCGGGGCUCACUACGUCCGGAUAUAAGGUCAUCCACUGUUCAGGCUACCUGAGAGCUCGAAGAUUCGGCGAGGCUACAGCGCCUCUAGGUUUGAUAGCAGUGGGACACUCGCUGCCGCCAUCUGCCGUUACAGAACUGAAACUCCACUCCAACAUGUUCAUGUUCCGGGCAUCGCUGGAUAUGAGACUCAUAUUCCUUGAUGCUAGGUAA